Cladophialophora immunda is the source of this 1858-nucleotide messenger RNA. RefSeq lists its product as uncharacterized. The transcript has a single exon. The record is from RefSeq and is a predicted model, not a curated record. The coding region runs from base 476 to 1426 and encodes 316 amino acids. Gene Ontology annotation, biological process: U6 snRNA 3'-end processing. NCBI's taxonomy places the organism in Eukaryota, Fungi, Ascomycota, Eurotiomycetes, Chaetothyriales, Herpotrichiellaceae. Gene Ontology annotation, cellular component: nucleus. Gene Ontology annotation, molecular function: 3'-5'-RNA exonuclease activity.
AGUAACAAACAUCCACUAUCACUGCAUCACCAUCCGCACCGUUCUUUGCAGCAGCUCUGUAUGGAAGCUCCGAGAAGGACAUCUUUAUGCAGGAGGAUCCCGUCUCUCCGGUCAUCCCGUUCCCGAAGGUCCUACGAAGUCUCUGAUUUGCACCUGUGAUUUUCUCCCCUACGGAGACGACUAGCGGACAAUAUGCACAACUGAGACAUUGUCCUCGUCACCACCUUAUCAUUUCCACCUGCCCUCUUUCAAGUUACCACGCGUCAACACCGUUCGCUGGUACCCCUGCGGACCCUUUAUCUCUGAUCGUCACUAUUUCCAAGGAUCUCAACCUGCUCGAACGCCAGCCGGACGCCAACUCUAUUCACACCCAGCGAACAUCUCAUCCUAUUAUCAAGCUUCGAUCCCCGCCUUGGCAGGUACAUUGGCCCUUGAGCCAUGUGCCUUUCUCGAGCUCUAUUGCUAAAACUUGAUCAUGGUCCUUGUUGACUACUCAGAUUCAAGCUCUGAGGACGAAGAUCAAGGCACAAAGAAAAAGUCUAUCAAGCAAGGAGGUGGGAAACGGAAGGCUGAGCACGUGGAACCAGACGGGCGGGAGUCCAGCAGGGCCAAACUGCCUCCGCCGCCCUUACCAAGUUCGUUUCACUCGCUUUAUGCGACCAACGUAAGAAGCUCGACUACCGAUGACCCUUCCUUGCACGCCGGUCGCACGCGUCAGGUUCCCCAUGCGGUAGGUAACUGGCCCACCCACAUCUAUCUCGAGUGGUAUCCAUCAAGGUGCUGCCUCGCGACCCUCGAUGCGGUGAUAGAGAGAGCUCGCUUGGCAUUGGGAUCAGCACGCGAAGACUCCAAAAUCAAUGUGCACAGCUUCCUCCACUCUGAGUUGGGCGCACAGUUACCACUUCACAUCAGUCUAUCUGCCCCCCUCGUGUUGAAGACAGAGCAAAGAGAACAAUUCCAGACCAGCCUCGAAUCAAAAGUGAGGCAGGGCCGCAUCAAGCCAUUCACGGUCCAUAUAUCAGGACUCGACUGGGUAGCAAAUCACGACAAAACGAGGUUCUUCUUGGUUUUGAAGCUCAUGAAGCCUGAGGACGAUGAAUUGAACAGGUUGCUAUCAAUCUGUAAUGCGAUUGCUCGGCAAUUCGACCUGCCUCGACUCUAUGAAGAGCGGUGCGACACUCCCACAGGCUUUCAGCCCCGGUCGACAAGCAAGACAAUACGUCAAAUGACUGACAAGUCGAAUGCCUUUCAUAUCAGUAUAGCAUGGAUCCUUAGUGAGCCUGAUGACCAAGCUAGGCAAGAGCUCGUUCACCUUGUAGAUGACAAGGUGCGGGCUUUGAAGGUGAGCUUCCCACUUCUCAAGCUCAAAAUCGGGAAUUCUGUGAUCGAUUGUCUUUUCGCAACCGGGUGUGAUGGAGACAAAUGAUAACAACAAUGUUGGUUGUCAUGGGAAGGGCGCGACUCCUGCCGUUUCUCUUCUCGCAACGCAUGACUCGUCUCGAACUGUGCUGCUCCAUGCUCGACCGCAGACGCAGACUUCCGACUCUUUCGACUCCGGGGCUUGCAGUGAGCAUUUGUCACUGCCUUUCUCGGCCCACACAAGGUCUCUCGAGCCUGCAUAUCCCCCAUCGCAGUCACCUGUCUGGCACGAGCUCUCGACGAUGUUGCAUCUCGCUGGAAGGUGACCGGUCCGCCCCCAGACGCGACCAAGACAUCGGGACGGUCGUGACCAUGACAGGGAUGUUUUGCUGACCUUUCAUCCAUGACUUGUGUGGAGCCAGAUGAUGAGCGACCCUGUCAAUUUCGAUAGAUGGUCGUGACUGAAUUGUCGAUUGUAAUUCCAGCUCAAAAAGAAUUC